Molecule: messenger RNA, 5411 nt
Organism: Tyto alba (common barn owl)
Lineage: Eukaryota; Metazoa; Chordata; Aves; Strigiformes; Tytonidae
Gene: JAKMIP3
Product: Janus kinase and microtubule interacting protein 3
Exons: 26
Coding region: 564-3242 (892 amino acids)
Molecular function (GO): microtubule binding; kinase binding
Source: RefSeq, a predicted model, not a curated record
UGCUGGAGCUUCGCAAUGAGCUCAUUCUCCCCGGAGGGAGCAGGGUUUACAGUGCAUCACCCAGCAACUGCAGCCGUCUCGUGAAAUUCAUCUCUAGCUUCUCCUCAGUUAGGCUGGUCUGAUUCUUCACUUUGGGGGUGUGUACAUGGGACCACCUUCCCGACAGAGAUCACGCUGGGGGGGCUCACGCUUGAUUCCAUGAGAUUUUGGACCUCCGGCCCCGCCGGGACUGCCCUGCUCGGGCAGAUGGUUGGGGGAGAGGAGCGGUGUUGAUCCCCAGCGCCGUCGCCUUCGGUGGGUACUGCCCCCGGCCCCCCGAGGCCUCCUCACGGUAAAUCUCCAACAGCUGGCCUGAACUGCUAAGCCUCAUUACUCGUCCUUGCACAGGGAACAGCGUUGCUCUGUUGUGGCUUUGACUCUGAGUCAUGAUGAAUAAACCAAGGCACUGAAGGUCAUCGUCCAGAAAGAUUGUUAUCCACGUUAAUAAGGCCAGGAAGAAGAUGUAGUGGGACGGAGGCGAGGACGAGAAGCCCCGAGCGAGCGCUGGGCCCCGCGGCCUCACCAUGUCCAAGAAGGGCUCCAGCAGCCGAGCCCGGGGGGAGAAGCCGGACGCCUUGGCCGCCUUGCAGGCAGCCAACGAAGAGCUCAGGGCCAAGCUCACCGACAUCCAGAUAGAGCUCCAGCAAGAAAAGAGUAAGGUUAGCAAGUUGGAAAGAGAGAAAAAUCAGGAAGUUAAGCAGAUCAAAGAGCACGAACAGCAUAAAAGUACAGUGGUGGUAACAGAGCUCAAAGUCAAACUUCAUGAAGAGAAAAUGAAGGAGCUUCAAGCUGUUCGAGAAGCACUUUUGAGACAACAUGAAGCUGAACUACUUAGAGUAAUCAAAAUUAAAGAUAAUGAAAUCCAGAGACUGCAGACCCUCCUCAAUGCUGUACGCGAUGGGGCUCCUGACAAGGUGAAAACGGUGCUGCUCACAGAGGCGAAGGAGGAGGCCAAGAAGGGGUUUGAGGUUGAGAAAAUAAAAAUGCAGCAAGAAAUUUCAGAGCUGAAGGGGGCUAAGAAACAAGUGGAAGAGGCUUUAACUAUGGUCAUCCAAGCUGACAAAAUUAAAGCAGCGGAGAUAAGGAGUGUGUAUCACCUGCAUCAAGAGGAAAUCAGCAGAAUUAAGAGGGAGUGUGAGAGAGAAAUUCGCAGACUGAUGGAGGAGAUUAAGUUUAAGGACAGAGCAGUCUACGUGCUGGAGAGAGAGUUAGGGGUUCAAGCCGGGCAUGCUCAGAGACUGCAGCUCCAAAAGGAGGCUUUAGAUGAACAACUUUCCCAGAUCAAAGAGUCUGAUCGGCAUCUGAGCAGCCCCAAGCGGGAACUUCCUUAUGCAAGUGGUGCAGGAGACGCUUCAGAUCAUUCGGGAAGCCCCGAACAGCAGUUGGAUGAAAAGGAUGCCCGGCGUUUCCAACUCAAAAUCGCGGAGCUCAGUGCCAUCAUCAGGAAGCUGGAGGACCGGAACGCGCUGCUGUCGGAGGAGAGGAACGAGCUGUUAAAACGUCUUAGAGAAGCAGAAAGUCAGUAUAAGCCCAUUUUGGACAAAAAUAAACGCCUUAGUAGGAAGAAUGAAGAAUUGUCACAUGCCUUACGUCGGAUGGAAAAUAAAUUGAAGUUUGUCACGCAAGAAAAUAUAGCAAUGAGGCAAAGAGCCGGGACCAUAAGGAGACCGAGCUCUCUAAACGACCUUGACCACAGCCAGGAAGAAAGAGAAGUUGAUUUCCUGAGGCUGCAAGUUAUUGAACAGCAAAAUAUCAUUGAUGAACUCUCCAAGACACUGGAAACUGCUGGCUAUGUGAAGAGCGUCAUGGAACGUGAUAAGCUAUUAAGGUAUAGGAAGCAACGGAAAAAAAUGACGAGAAUUCCCAAGAAGCCGGUCGUGGAGACGUUUUUCGGCUACGAUGAAGAAGCUUCCUUGGAGUCUGAUGGUUCCUCUAUCUCAUACCAAACUGACCGGACAGACCAAACCCCUUGCACUCCUGAAGAUGACUUGGAAGAGGGCAUGGCCAAGGAAGAGACAGAACUGCGGUUUCGGCAGCUGACGAUGGAGUACCAGGCUCUGCAACGAGCAUACGCCCUAUUGCAAGAACAGGUCGGAGGAACAUUGGAUGCAGAACGAGAAGUUAAGACACGUGAGCAGCUCCAAGCAGAAAUACACCGCUCCCAGGCUCGGAUUGAAGACCUGGAGAAGGCCCUGGCUGAGCAGGGGCAGGACAUGAAGUGGAUUGAGGAGAAGCAAGCAUUGUAUAGAAGAAAUCAAGAACUGGUAGAAAAGAUAAAACAAAUGGAAGCGGAGGAAGCUCGCUUGAAACACGACGUCCAGGACGUUAAGGAUCAGAACGAGCUCCUGGAGUUCAGGAUCCUGGAGCUCGAAGAGAGAGAAAGACGGUCGCCUGCCAUCAACUUCCACCACGGUCCUUUCACAGAGGGGAAAAGCCCUCUCCAAGUCUACUGCGAGGCAGAAGGUGUAACAGACAUCGUAGUAGCAGAGCUGAUGAAAAAAUUGGACAUUUUAGGGGAUAACGCCGUAAGUAAUCUGACCAAUGAAGAGCAAGUAGUUGUCAUUCAAGCAAGGACAGUCCUCACGUUGGCUGAAAAGUGGCUACAGCAGAUAGAAGUGACGGAGUCCGCGCUGCAGCAGAAGAUGCUGGACCUGGAGAACGAGAAGGAGCUGUUCAGCAAGCAGAAGGGCUACCUGGACGACGAGCUCGACUUCAGGAAGCAGUCCCUGGACCAAGCUCACAAGCAAAUUCUGGAAUUAGAAGCCAUGCUCUAUGAUGCCCUGCAGCAAGAAGCUGGAGCCAAAAUUUCCGAACUUCUUUCAGAAGAGGAGAAAGAGAAACUGAAGAGCGCCGUAGAGCAAUGGAAGCGGCAGGUCAUGAGCGAGCUCCGGGAGAGGGACGCCCAAAUCCUGCGAGAAAGGAUGGAGCUCAUCCAACACGCACAGCAGAGAAUUAAAGAGCUAGAAGAAAGAAUUGAAGGCCAAAAAAGACAAAUAAAAGAGUUAGAGGAAAAGCUUUCAUUCUUUGGUCAUAGUCCUUCAGGCCACAUGCAAAAGCCUACUGAGGAAACUACAAUUCCUUCUGCUGUUACUAACAGUGAGACAGCAUUGAUUACCAAGACAGAAAAAGAGACAUUGCCAUUUCAAACCCCCCGAGUAUCUCUCAUAUUUUGCUACUGGCGAUGGAAGAUGCAAUCCUUCUGACCCUUUCAGACUGAGGCUGAUCUGGGGUACGGGGAAAUUUCUGCACAGGUGACGUCUGCACCACUGAAAUCUCUGACUGAGCAUUUUGAAAAGCUACAACUAAGCCGGCAACGAAGAAAGCCAAAAACCCCCUCUCUCUCCUAUAGCCACAGGCUCCUUCCCGGAGCCCUGGCUCUGCUGCUUGAAAUAGCUCUCAGCUUUACGUAAGGAGCAGUAUACUAAUUCAGAUAAACUGAAUAUAUUUUGGUUCCCUGCUAAGCAGGUAGUAAAUUGCUUCUCUGUAGAAGUGACCGUGUCCUGUUUUAUAUGUCACGCAUUUAUAUUUGUUAUUCAUAGUCAUUUAAGAAUCUGUCUCGAAAGAAGAUCUUAGGAAGAGUUCCAGAGGAGUAACUCCCGAAAAGAUAAAUGUGGACGAAAACCAAGUGUUUUGUUCCAAGGUAUUUCUUCAUAACACAGGGUAUGUCCAGUGGCUUACUGAAUAUCCCACAAGCCCAGUUUUAGGGAAAAAACGUGAAGCUAUGUUCAGGAAGGAGAUCAAGUUGUAAUUUUUUCGGGAGUCUUCAGUAGACCACGGCGCACAGCACGAUGAGAAAAAUGGCACAAUAAUUUAUAAUUUGCUGUCCCUGAAUGCUGACAAAAGGCUUAACAUUGUCCCAGCAAAAGUUUUCACCUGGAAAAGAGUGAACAUAAAACAUUAUCCCCGAUCUGCACGCUCUGGGCUGGGGGAGGCGGCGAGAGGCAACAGAAGAUUUUAUCACCGUGAGGCAAGAGAGCACAGGAGGGGCCGGGAAGGAAAACGGAUCCUCUAGAAAAACAGGUGAAGGAAGGAAAAUCCGGAAGAAAUCCCAGGGUGUGAUUCAGCCCACGGGAGCUGCAGCCACGCACAGCUGGGGCUGUCGGAAGGAGCUCCCGGCCGCCGGUGCCCGGGCACGGGGUGGAGGAGCUGCCCGUCCCCUGGGAGCAAACCCAGAGCUCCUGGCAGGUACCUGCACCGCUUCCAAAACUUGUGAUGCGUUUAUAAAGCUAUGAAGAAAAUCCCUUGAUACUGAAAUUCUAAAAACACUCCGGAUGCUUCUACAUCAAUCAUCUGUUGUAAACCGGACAGCCUGAACAGCAAAGGGAGCUAAACUACGAAAAUGUAACAAAAUUAAGUGGUCAGAAAAGUGUUCUAUUUGUGCUGAAGUAAUAUGCCAUUUUAAGUCAAAGGUUAUGGAUUUUGAUAUCAGCAUAUGAUUAUAUUAUAAAAGUGUUUUAAAAAAAUUCCAAUUCUACCAGACGAAAAUACCAAUGCUGGGAUUACAUUGUUGAGCUACACUUUUACUUCUACAUUUCAUGUUUAAAACAUUUUGAGUUCUACUUAAAUACUUAAUGUCUUGAAGUAUUUUAUUUGCUUGGAAGAGCUGCGAACACGCCCUGAGGUACCUGCCUGCGGUCUAGGGUGUUCCUGAGCUCUGGCUGCAGGAACGUGGGGUGCUGGCAGCUCUGCAACUGCCUUAACGGAGAGGCCGGGGGCUGCAGCCCCCCCCGAGCUGGGGGGGGACAGGGGGGACACCCGGGGCGCUGCCGGGGCUGGGAGCGGUGGUGACAAGCGCGAGCGGGAGCGGCUCGGGGCCGUCUCAUCGCUGGUCGCUCAGGCCCUGCUUUCCACAGUGCGUGUAUGGGUCUGGAAUUUCAGUUCCAUCUUGCCAUUAAUUAGACUGUCUUUAUCAUGUGUGUGGGGGGUUGUUUAUUUAUUAAAAAGCUGACCGUACAGGACAGGCACACGUGUAAAUAAGGGAUUGUGCUUAUGUAUAUGUUAGUAUUUAUAUGUAAAAAGAUAUGUACAUAGGAAGGGAAAAAAACGGCUGAAAGAAUGUUUUCAAAGCUGUUUCUUUCUUACAAAGGCACAGAGAGGAAAUUCACAGCAACGUGCUCCUUAAUUUCGACAUAAGGGUUUUCACUCAAUUUCCAGUCACUUUGCGUUUGGUCCCGCUGGGGUUUUGCUCGCUGGGUUUGUACCACGAGCCCUCACCCGCGGCCUGCAUCUGCCCUGCAGCCCGUGCCACCCUUGCUCCGUGAGAUGAGCUGUGUCAGGUCUCGUUUGCUGUCUUCUCGCCUCGGGGCCUUGCGCAUCUUUUGCAAACACGGGCCCAAAGCCACAGGGCCGCGGCGGGGGGGGGGGGGGGGGUG